Verticillium dahliae VdLs.17 is the source of this 465-nucleotide messenger RNA. Its product is annotated as eukaryotic translation initiation factor 1A. Gene Ontology annotation, molecular function: translation initiation factor activity; RNA binding. The record is from RefSeq and is a predicted model, not a curated record. The transcript has 3 exons. The coding region runs from base 1 to 465 and encodes 154 amino acids. Lineage: Eukaryota; Fungi; Ascomycota; Sordariomycetes; Glomerellales; Plectosphaerellaceae. Gene Ontology annotation, cellular component: cytoplasm. Gene Ontology annotation, biological process: translational initiation.
AUGCCUAAGAACAAGGGAAAGGUACGUUGUUCGCCUGCUUUUUCUGUCCGAUGCCACCGAGACGUCUUCGCGCCGCGCGGUUUCGCCGCCGGCGGCAAGAACCGCAGACGUGGAAAGAACGAGUCCGACCACGAGAAGCGUGAACUCACCUUCAAGGAGGACGGUCAGGAGUACGCCCAGGUCGUCAAGAUGCUCGGCAACGGCCGCCUCGAGGCCCUCUGCUUCGACGGCACCAAGCGCCUCGGCAACAUCCGCGGCAAGCUCCGCAAGAAGGUCUGGAUCAACCAGGGCGACAUCAUCCUGCUCUCGCUGCGCGAGUACCAGGACGACAAGGGCGACGUCAUCCUCAAGUACACCGCCGACGAGGCCCGCUCCCUCAAGGCCCUACGGCGAGCUGCCCGAGUCGGCCAAGAUCAACGAGACGGACACGUACGGGCGCCGAGGCAACGACGACUGCAACUUUGA